This is a messenger RNA of Anopheles moucheti, 2300 nucleotides long. RefSeq names its product zinc finger protein 551-like. Gene Ontology annotation, cellular component: nucleus. The transcript has 3 exons. Bases 208 to 2004 code for a protein of 598 amino acids. Gene Ontology annotation, molecular function: zinc ion binding. The record is from RefSeq and is a predicted model, not a curated record. Lineage: Eukaryota; Metazoa; Arthropoda; Insecta; Diptera; Culicidae.
UCUAGCGUAGUGGGAAACAGAGAAAUAUGUUAAUUCGAUUGUUUCCCUUUAUUCUAUUCUUUUUAUUUAUUUACUUAUUUAUCCAGAUACUAAUUGCCUUUUGGAAUAUGGUUCUUGUUUGAUUGAUACCGUGUGUUACCGUGUAAGUGUGACUAGAAUUAGUUCUGAACCAGUGAAAACACUUCCAUAUCCGUUCGUUCCGCAACGAUGCAAAAGGAAGAUUUCUCGUUCGACGUGAAUAAAAUAUGUCGGUUGUGUCUGCAUGAGCUUCAGGAUGGUUCAUUUUUGGAUCUGUUCACAAUAAAUCUCCCCGUAAGUCCGCUGGUUAUGAUUAACCGGUGUACAACGAUAGAGAUCUACGAAAAAGAUGGCUUACCUUCGGGAAUGUGCAACAAUUGCUACUACCAACUGGAAACGGCAUUUGAAUUUCGCAAUCGAUGUGAAUCAUCCGAUCAGAAACUGCGCGAGUACCAUAAUAUCCCCAAUGGCGAUGGCAAAAAUGAAUUACUAUUAUCAAUGAACGAGCGAACAGAAGACCGUAGCAAAGAAGAUGAUAUUUAUGCUGCUAUGUCGGAAAUAUUUGGCCCGGAAGAGGAAGCAGAACCGUCUAUAAUUACUCCCCAAACGUUGGGCAAUUUGCUUGACGAAACUACCAAAGAACCGUCGAAAGGUUGCUCAUCCGCGAAACCACCGGUGAAGGUGAAGGUAAAGCGACAAAUCAAACGAAAAGCACAACUAGACGAGUUGCUGGAAAAGCACAAGGAAAAGCUAUGGUUGAGUACGAAGGGCAAAAUGAUACACCAACGACGAACCCAAUGGAAGCGUUUAUUGGGUGGCAAAAAGCAUGACAUUGUGCGGAAGGCUGCUGAAUUGGGAAAGCGACCAAACCACGAUGAAGCCAAUUCUUUCGAAUGUUCCGUCUGUCAGCAGCGGUUUAGUCGUUCCAGUUACCUACGGCUGCACCAACGGAUACAUAGCAAUGAGCGUAACUUUCAGUGCGAAAUCUGUAGCAAAUUGUUCCGCACGUCCAGCAAUCUUCAUGCGCACCUAAAAACACACACCGAGGAAAGGAAUUAUGUGUGUGGCGUAUGUAAACGAGCGUUUCGGACGUCGAGAGAUUUAGCAAGCCAUAGCGAAACGCACAGCGAAGAGAAAGGCUACGUGUGUCACAUUUGUAACAAAGCGUUUGUGAAGCAAUCGUAUCUGAACACACACAAAAACACUGUCCACGUGGGGCUGAAGCGUUACCGUUGCCAGGAGUGUGGAAAACAGUUUUCCAAUAGCUCCAACCUGAUAGCGCACCGGCGUAUACAUACAGGGGAGAAGCCGUACGAGUGCGGUGAGUGUGAUGCGAAGUUUAAUCAAUCGUCCGCCCUGACGCGUCACAUGCGGCAGCAACAUCGACCAAAAGUCCCGAGCCCGGAACCGGCCCCAAUGGUCGUUGCUCGCGAAAGCGAACCGGAAGAAUUGUCCAUCGAGGUGGAUGAAAAUCGCUCGCUUGAAAGUGCCGCCAGUUCGGAGCUUUCCGUAGCAACAUCGCUGAUGGAUAGUCAAUCCUUCUCGUACGGUGGAAUGCCGUACGCACAAACCUUCGUUCCACAACCUACAUCACCGCCGCCAUCCGCGCAACAUUUUAGUCACGUACCACAUCAACAUCACCAUCUACAUCAUUCACAUCUGGCGGCGGCCUCGCAGCAGCUUCAUCCUUACCACCAUCGGCAUCACCAGCAGCAACAUCACCCGCAUCAUCAUCACCCCCAUCAUCCACACGCGCAUCAACAUUCGCAACCGAUCAUGCACCAGUCGAUGGCGGUUAAUCAACCUGGGGCGAAUCUCUACUCGGCCGAAUAUCUUCCACCGUAUCAUUCGACGGCACUACCAAGCACGCAGCAAACACACUACGAGCUUGGCGGUGGGUACGAUAUGUGUUACAGCAUGUCGGCCUCGACGGUGCUGAAUCCGAGCCUGAUGAACCCGCAGCCGACGUACAUAUUCGAUCAGUGAAAGAUUUUUUAUAGGCUACUAAGACAAUUAUCGAUAUGGAUAUGUUAUUUAUAUGUGGCGACAUAAAUGUAUUUUGUUGUUUUGUCCGGUAGCUGUCGCCGAUAUCGAUCCGGUCGUCUCAAAUUCCAACCGGAUUGUUCCUCCGUAGCAAGAACUGACUGACUGGCUACGCGGUUAAAAAUAAGUCUAGUAAACCAGUCAUGACCUAGAAGCAGGUCGUUGCACCAAGAAUCUGUCCUCGACUACCAGGUAAUGAUAAUUACCCACUGUGUCAUAAAUGGAAAAAAGUUCACAAA